Anoplophora glabripennis (Asian longhorned beetle) is the source of this 3349-nucleotide messenger RNA. RefSeq lists its product as uncharacterized. The record is from RefSeq and is a predicted model, not a curated record. The transcript is spliced from 10 exons. Gene Ontology annotation, biological process: intracellular protein transport. Bases 148 to 3081 code for a protein of 977 amino acids. Gene Ontology annotation, molecular function: small GTPase binding. Lineage: Eukaryota; Metazoa; Arthropoda; Insecta; Coleoptera; Cerambycidae.
UUUGAAACGGUUAACAGAAAUUUUAUUCGUAUACUUAAUUUAGAAGCUUACAUGGUAUUUUAUUUUUUUUGGUAAAAAGUAGUGUUAUAUCAAUAUAACAGAUUGGACCAUACGUACCUGUGUUAUUUAUACUAAAUGUGAAGCAAGAUGGCAACGGAAAAUAGACCUUUUUACGAUGCCGUAACUUGCGUUUUAAGUUGUGCCCUUCAGGCAGAUUCAGAAAUACAGAGACUUGCUGAGGAAAGAAUCAAAGCUCUAGAAAUGGUAGACGAUUACCCAUUCAUCUUAGUUGAAAUUAUUGGUAGCAGUGAAGAAGCACUAGCAGAGAAACACAUGGCAUCAGUUUUUCUAAAGAACUACUUCCAUGAUAUCUACACUGGAAAUAGGCAAAAUGAAGUGCUAGAAAAUCCACUCUCGCUGUAUAGAUUAUGUGGAAGUUUAAUAGAUUUAUUGAGACUAAACUUCGUAAGCAUUAAAACAAUGAUCGCUGAAACAUUGUCGUAUAUAGUUUAUAAAGGUGGUUGGGCAAUUAUCGAUCAUAGGAUUUACCCAAUGUUGAAAUCAGAUAAUAAUGAAGAACAUAUCCAUAAUAUAGUAUUCUUUUUGAAGCAAUGCAUGAGCUGUGACAAUUAUAUACCACCAUUUAAAUGUUCACCGGAAUAUUUCGAACUAUUACUAAACGUAUUACAAAGGAAUACUUUUUCAGAAACACGAUCACUUACACUGCAACCAUUGUACUAUGUUAUUUGCUACUGUUUGAACUCUGAGGUUCAGGAGAAUGCAUUAUCCCGUCUUGGAAUUGAAUUUUACAAUAGGCUGAGCGAACCGUACAAUGCCAAUUCUGAUUUUAAAUUAAAAAGUGAAAUUAUAAAAUAUAUUACCAAAUUCGAGAUAUUAGGACCUACUAAACAUUGUCAUAUUAUUACUAAUUCACUACCUGCUAUUGGACAACUUAUGACUAGUUGCCGAGAUCAAUUCAAAGAGAUUAUAAAGCAGGCAAGUUCUAUUCCAAAAGACUGUUCUGAAGAAAUAGAUGACGAAUCUACAAAUUUUAUCGAUUUGAUUACUCUGAUUAUUAAACUUAUCAAAAGUAUGGUAUUUUCAAUGUAUUUCGAAUUAUUGUUAGAAGAUUUAGACAAUUUGUUGCACUGUCUGUUUAUAUUUAUGUGCUGCUACGAUGAAAUGGAGGAAGAGUUAUUUCUUGAAAAUGAAUUGAAGUCUCAAAUUUUUCCAUUGAGGACAAAUGCAGCCGAAAUUUUAAAGCAUAUUAAAUUCCGUGUGACCCGCAGAAAGAAAGGACCAGAAAUAUUUUACAAAAGUAUAAAUACUGUAUUUCACAACAUGAUGGAAGAAGUGCAGAUGUUGCUGGCAAAUAGGCAGCAGGAAGUGUAUCAAGCAAGAGUAACCGAAUCUUUGAUGUUCGGUUUGGGAUUUAUUAAUAGUAAAACUAUUCAGUAUGAUACGUCUAUAGAAACUCUUUUCCCAUAUGGAUUUUAUUUGGAUCAUUGGACGGUCCAAAUACAAACAUCAAUGAGGACAAACUCACUAGUAAUUGGACGAUUGUUGUGGCUUGGUGGCGUAUUUAGUCGUCUUUUGAGUUCAAAUUUAUUAUCCGUACAUUUAAAAGCGAUCAUUCAAAAUUUGAAGGGCGAAUCUAGCUAUUUAUAUGUGCCUUCUACAGAGGCUCUUAGAAAUCACAUGAUAACUUAUGACAACAAACUGAUGCCUACGGAAAACCAAUAUAUAUUAAAAAGUCUUUCCAGUGAAUUAUUAGAGUGCCUUUUGACUAUGAUACAAAAAAUGAAUAAUCCUACCUCAUGCUUAAACGCUUUAGGCAUUUUCGUUAAGCACCAUGAGCAAUGUGUAUUUACGUACAUGCACAAUCUGCAAGAUACACUUAUUAACACGAUCCACAAUCAUUUAUUCAAUAAUAAUGUUAUGCAAGAAGUAAACUUCAUACUAGGUAAUAUUGCUACCAAAGAUAAUUUACAAGAAGCUCUGCACCACGCUAUAGUUCCUUUUCUUUGCAAACUUUUGCAUGGGGAUUUGCCGGAGCAGCUGUUAGGUCGAAAAGAUACCGCAGAAAAAGCUUUAGAAUUUCUAAGUACAAUUGCCGUUCACACACCACCACCUAUUAGUGAGGCCUUAAUAGUUCAAGGAUUUUCUGGGGCUGCACACCUCAUGCUUGAUGAUGAGCACAACGGAGAUCGUAACAUGAAUGAGGCAGCUGCCAACUUUAUUACAACGCUACUAUUGAGAAUGGGGUCACAAAUAAACUAUUUAAGGAAUUCAAAGGUUCCUCUAUGUGAAUAUAUUCCAAAAAUUAUUUUUGGCUGUAUCGGAAAAGUCAUACCUCUGUCAGGUCUACAACUGUCAAAAUUGUGUGUUGUUAGUAUUAACACAUUGCCUACAGUAAUUGAACCAAAUUUUGAGUCUAUUUUGAAGUCUGUUUUGAGUGCCAUACAAACUAAUAAGCCUUUCGAUAAACUACGUGGAUUGUGGAUGAUUUUUAUAUACAUUUUAAUGUGCCGUCCAGGAAAUACCUCUAACUUUUUAUCCAGCAUUCCUGGACCUGACGGAGGAAGUGCUUUAAAUUACUUAAUAAACAUCUGGCAACCAGAAUUUGUUAGUGUCAUGAGCAAGUUUGAGAGAACUGUCAUGUGUAUGGCACUUGUGCAAGUGAUUACUGCAGUGUUAGAUGGAAAUGCAGACAAACUGAAAGAGAUCGAGGUUCAGUUAUUUACCAAAGAAAGAGGUGUAAACACAGUAGCAGGUGUUGAAUAUCUGUAUUUGCUACUAAUUUUCCUAGUAUUAAUGGAACAGGGAUUGAAUGAAGAUAUACCCGAGUCUUGUUUCGACUUGGUUAUAGAAGAGAUUGAUGAAGAAGAUUGCAAAAACGAAGACGAGGAUAUGUUGCUAAAUUUUUCCCCGCUGAACAUUAACAUAGUUGAUGUGGCAUCUCAGUUCCUUAAGCAUGAUAAUGUAUAUUAUUCAAAUGUUUGUAGACACUACCUCUAUGAUGAGGAAUUAAUGAGACUUUCUAAAUUGGGAUGUCUUGUGCCUCAAGUCUCCAUGGAGUAGCUCGAUCUUGAGUUUUAUCUAAGAGUAAACGAGGCUGUGUCACAUUAUUUUUAUUUUAUUUCAUCAGAAUAGUUUUUCUUUUUUAUUUUAUAUAUUUUUGUUAGACAUGUAUCCCGUGAAAUGUUUUUAUAUAAAUGCAUUUUGUAAGUAGGAUUGUAUUUUUACAAAGAACUGAUCUCGUAGGACUUUAAAAGCUGUUGAACUAAGUUCAAAAUAGUCCCAUAGUUAUGUUACCAAUGCUCUUUUACAAUAAAUAUAUUUCUGAUUA